Molecule: messenger RNA, 1110 nt
Organism: Penicillium subrubescens
Lineage: Eukaryota; Fungi; Ascomycota; Eurotiomycetes; Eurotiales; Aspergillaceae
Exons: 5
Coding region: 1-1110 (369 amino acids)
Biological process (GO): proteasome-mediated ubiquitin-dependent protein catabolic process
Cellular component (GO): proteasome regulatory particle, base subcomplex
Molecular function (GO): ATP binding; ATP hydrolysis activity; proteasome-activating activity
Source: RefSeq, a predicted model, not a curated record
AUGGGAGACGUUGCCGUGGAGAACCCGGCGAACAACGUCACGCCUCUCCCGAAGCCAGCUGCCCUGGAUGCCCUUGCCAGCCUGGACUCGCUGGAGGGCACGGGGGCCGAUGGAAACGACGAAUACGCCAAUCUGAAGCGGCUACAGCGACACCUAGAAUACAUUCAGCUGCAGGAGGAAUACAUCAAGGAUGAGCAAAGGAGCUUGAAGAGGGAGCUUGUUCGAGCACAAGAAGAGAUUAAACGUAUACAGAGUGUGCCACUGGUUAUUGGGCAGUUCAUGGAGGCUAUCGAUCAGAAUACUGGUAUCGUGCAGAGCUCGACCGGGUCGAAUUACGUCGUCCGCAUCUUGUCCACACUCGACCGCGAGAAGCUGAAGCCCUCAUCCUCGGUCGCCCUCCACCGCCACUCCAAUGCGCUCGUUGAUAUCCUUCCCCCGGAGGCCGACUCCUCGAUCGCGAUGCUGGGCGAGAGCGAGAAGCCAGAUGUGACCUAUGCCGACGUGGGUGGUCUGGAUAUGCAGAAGCAGGAGAUUCGGGAAGCCGUCGAGCUGCCGCUGACACACUUCGAUCUCUAUAGACAGAUUGGUAUCGACCCGCCACGUGGUGUCCUGCUGUACGGACCCCCCGGUACUGGCAAGACCAUGUUGGUCAAGGCCGUGGCCAACAGCACAACUGCCAGCUUCAUUCGCGUAAACGGCUCCGAGUUCGUACAAAAGUAUUUGGGUGAAGGUCCUCGUAUGGUUCGUGACGUUUUCCGGAUGGCGCGUGAGAACUCACCGGCGAUCAUCUUCAUCGACGAGAUCGACGCCAUCGCCACCAAGCGUUUCGAUGCCCAGACCGGUGCCGAUCGUGAGGUGCAGCGUAUCCUGCUGGAGCUGCUGAACCAGAUGGAUGGUUUCGAGCAAACCAGCAACGUCAAGGUCAUCAUGGCUACCAACCGUGCCGACACCCUCGACCCGGCUCUGCUGCGCCCAGGUCGUCUGGACCGUAAGAUUGAGUUCCCCUCGUUGCGCGACCGCCGCGAGCGCCGUCUGAUCUUCACCACCAUCGCCUCAAAGAUGUCUCUGUCGCCCGAGGUCGACUUGGAUUCCCCUGAUUGUUCGCAAUGA